Molecule: messenger RNA, 694 nt
Organism: Apodemus sylvaticus (European woodmouse)
Lineage: Eukaryota; Metazoa; Chordata; Mammalia; Rodentia; Muridae
Product: glutathione S-transferase Mu 6
Exons: 8
Coding region: 25-681 (218 amino acids)
Biological process (GO): glutathione metabolic process
Molecular function (GO): glutathione transferase activity
Source: RefSeq, a predicted model, not a curated record
GUCCUCGAGGCUGGAAUCGAGAUCAUGCCAGUGACUCUGGGUUAUUGGGAUAUCCGAGGACUGGGUCAUGCCAUCCGCCUGCUCCUGGAAUACACAGAAACAGGCUAUGAAGAGAAGAGAUACGCCAUGGGGGACGCUCCCGACUAUGACCGAAGCCAGUGGCUGAAUGACAAAUUCAAGUUGGGCCUGGACUUUCCCAAUCUGCCCUACUUAAUCGAUGGGUCAUACAAGGUCACCCAGAGCAAUGCCAUCCUGCGCUACCUUGGCCGCAAGCACAACCUGUGUGGAGAGACAGAAGAGGAGAGGAUUCGUGUGGACAUUUUGGAGAAACAGGUCAUGGACAGCCGGAUUCAGAUGGGCACACUCUGCUAUAGCCCUGACUUUGAGAAACGGAAGCCAGAGUUCUUGAAGGGCCUCCCAGACCAGCUGAAGCUCUACUCUGAGUUCCUGGGGAAGCAGACAUGGUUUGCAGGGGACAAGAUCACCUUUGCGGAUUUCCUCGUCUAUGAUGUCCUUGAUCAGCACCGUAUAUUUGAGCCCAAGUGCCUGGACGCCUUCCCAAACCUGAUGGACUUCGUGGCCCGCUUUGAGGGUCUGAAGGAGAUCUCUGCUUAUAUGAAGACCAGCCGCUUCCUUCCAAGUCCUGUGUACCUGAAACAGGCCACGUGGGGCAACAAGUAGGACCCUGCUCGGA